AUGUCAGCUGCAGCUAAUCAGUUGCAAGAUUCCACUAAAGAUUGUCAAUCAGUUGAUGAAGAAUUUACAUCCAAAGUUGAAUCAUACAAGGAAGAAGCCGAAAAAGCCAAAAAUGAAGGAAAAUUCAACGAAGAAAUUGCCUGCUAUGAAAAGAUUCUAACGAUGAUUGAUGAAGCGACAGUUAAUGAUCCUACGUUACCUGAUUUAAAAUGUGAAACUUACUUACUCAUGGCAGCUAGAUAUCGAAAUCGUCGACAAUUUGCAGCAGCACUGGAAUACUGCGAUAAAACUGAACAAAUUGCUGAAAGAACAAGCAUUAAAAUUCGUAUCUCUGAAGCUUAUGAUUGUCGAGGCUCUAUCUUAUGUGAAGAAGGGUCGCUUGAUGCAGCAGUAGAUGCAUUUCAUAAAGCUGAGAAAUUGAAAAAGGAAUUUAUGUCCGAAGAUGAUCCACGUGUUGCUCAAACUUAUGAUGGAUUAGGGUGGACUUAUCGACAACAAGGAAAAUUGCAACUAGCCAUCGAUACUUAUAAGAAAGCUCUGAAAAUAAGACUGGAGGCUGGCUCCAACGGUAUGCUCAUUGCUGUUAUGUAUACCUUACUGUCAGACAUUUAUGCCAAGCAAGAAAAUUAUGAAGAAGCUGUCACUGCAGCAUUAGAAUCACUUAAAAUUAAGAAAUCACUUUUUGGUGAUGACUUUCCAAAUAAGCAAGACGAACUUCGAGAUAUUGCAGCCUUAUACUUUAAAUUAGGCAAAGCCAAAGAAGCAAUGGAAAUAUUGUCAUCCUAA
Trichoplax adhaerens is the source of this 786-nucleotide messenger RNA. RefSeq lists its product as uncharacterized. The record is from RefSeq and is a predicted model, not a curated record. The transcript has a single exon. Gene Ontology annotation, molecular function: protein binding. The coding region runs from base 1 to 786 and encodes 261 amino acids. NCBI's taxonomy places the organism in Eukaryota, Metazoa, Placozoa, Uniplacotomia, Trichoplacea, Trichoplacidae.